UUUAGGCCUCUUGUCGCUGCCAUGAGUACUGGAACUUUUGUCGUGUCGCAGCCGCUCAAUUACCGCGGCGGGUCCCGCGUGGAGCCAGCAGACUUCUCCGGCACGGAGAAGGCGUUCGAGCCGGCGACGGGUCGAGUGAUAGCUACUUUCACAUGUUCAGGAGAAAAGGAAGUGAAUUUGGCUGUUCAAAAUGCAAAGGCUGCCUUUAAAAUAUGGAGUCAAAAAUCUGGCAUGGAGCGUUGCCGAAUCCUUUUGGAGGCUGCCAGGAUCAUAAGGGAACGGACGGAUGAAAUUGCCACUAUGGAGACCAUCAACAAUGGCAAGUCCAUCUUUGAGGCCCGGUUGGACAUUGAUACUUCGUGGCAGUGCCUGGAGUAUUACGCAGGCUUGGCUGGAUCCAUGGCUGGUGAGCAUAUCCAGCUNUCAGGUGGAUCCUUUGGUUAUACCAGAAGAGAACCACUUGGAGUAUGUGUGGGAAUAGGAGCAUGGAACUACCCUUUUCAGAUUGCCUGUUGGAAGUCUGCUCCAGCUUUAGCUUGUGGUAACGCCAUGAUCUUUAAACCAUCUCCCUUCACGCCUGUUUCUGCAUUGCUGCUGGCUGAAAUCUAUACUGAGGCUGGUGUGCCUCCUGGGCUCUUCAAUGUGGUACAAGGAGGGGCUGCGACAGGCCAGUUUCUGUGUCAGCAUCGUGAUGUGGCCAAAGUUUCCUUCACUGGAAGCGUGCCCACUGGCACAAAGAUCAUGGAGAUGUCCGCUAAAGGAAUCAAACCUGUUACCUUGGAACUUGGAGGCAAAUCUCCGCUCAUCAUCUUCUCAGAUUGUGUUAUGGAGAAUGCUGUCAAGGGUGCACUGAUGGCCAACUUCCUUACACAGGGUGAGGUUUGCUGUAAUGGUACGAGGGUGUUUGUGCAAAAGGAAAUUCUUGAUAACUUUACAGAGGAAGUGGUGAAACAGACUCAAAAGAUAAAAAUUGGAGAUCCCCUUCUGGAAGAUACAAGGAUGGGUCCCCUCAUCAACCGAUCACACCUGGAGCGAGUCCUUGGGUUUGUUAAACUGGCAAAGGAGCAGGGUGCAAAAGUGUUAUGUGGGGGAGACCUAUAUGUACCUGAAGAUCCCAAAUUAAAGGAUGGAUAUUACAUGAGACCUUGUGUGCUAACUAAUUGCAGAGAUGACAUGACCUGUGUGAAAGAAGAGAUCUUUGGGCCCGUUAUGUCCAUUUUAUCAUUUGACACUGAAGCUGAGGUCCUGGAAAGAGCCAAUGACACCACUUUUGGACUAGCAGCUGGUGUUUUUACCAGGGACAUCCAGCGGGCUCAUCGUGUAGUGGCUGAGCUUCAGGCUGGAAUGUGCUUCAUCAACAACUAUAAUGUCAGCCCAGUGGAAUUGCCCUUUGGUGGAUAUAAGAAGUCAGGAUUUGGCAGAGAAAAUGGUCGUGUGACAAUUGAGUAUUAUUCACAACUAAAGACUGUGUGCGUGGAGAUGGGCGACGUGGAGUCUGUUUUCUGA
This is a messenger RNA of Orycteropus afer afer, 1506 nucleotides long. RefSeq names its product aldehyde dehydrogenase 9 family member A1 (gene ALDH9A1). The record is from RefSeq and is a predicted model, not a curated record. Lineage: Eukaryota; Metazoa; Chordata; Mammalia; Tubulidentata; Orycteropodidae. Gene Ontology annotation, molecular function: 4-trimethylammoniobutyraldehyde dehydrogenase (NAD+) activity; aminobutyraldehyde dehydrogenase (NAD+) activity.